AUGGCAUGGAGCACUCGAGGGGAUUACAACGAGCACACUAUUAUACUUGAGGCCGUUGCUUCCCAACAUCUGUGGAUCUGCCAUGCCUUCGGAGUCACAAUCUCGAACAAUGAUAUCAACAUUUCUCAAUCAAUUGACGUCCUUUUGGAGAAUGAAGUAGCGGUGCACUUCGUGACUAACAAUGCCCAUUAUACUAGAGGUUACUACUUAACCGAUGACAUCUACCCAGAUUGGACAGUCUUCGUCAAGAGCUUCCCAUUUUCGAGCAACCAGAAGAAGCGGAGGUUCAAAGUGAUGCAAGAAACUGCAAUAAAGGAUGUAGAACGAGCUUUUGGUGUUCUUCAAGCUCGUUGGGGUAUUGUCAAAGGCUCGGCUCGUUUAUGGAAGAAUGAGCAAAUGAGCAAUAUCAUUUGGCUCUCCCAAUAUGGAGAGUGGGUUCUUAAGAGCACCUCCACUAGAGGUGCGAAGGAGCCAGAUCACCGCAGGUUGGAGGUCGCACCGCGCGCUGGCGACCGCUGCAGUGCGACACCGGGUUGA
Messenger RNA from Salvia miltiorrhiza (redroot sage), 537 nucleotides. RefSeq lists its product as uncharacterized. The transcript has 2 exons. NCBI's taxonomy places the organism in Eukaryota, Viridiplantae, Streptophyta, Magnoliopsida, Lamiales, Lamiaceae. Bases 1 to 537 code for a protein of 178 amino acids. The record is from RefSeq and is a predicted model, not a curated record.